AAUAUUGAAUAAAAUCAACUUUCAAUCAAAAGUUAUAAAAAAAUAAGGACACUUCAUAUUCAUCAAAGGAAAAAUCCACUAAGACGAACUCUCAAUCCUGAAUAUCUAUGCUCCAAAUGCACGGGCACUUACUUACAUUUAUAAAAGAAACCUUACUAAGGCUCAAAGCACACAUUGCACCUCACACAAUAAUGGUAGGAGAUUUCAACACCUCAGUCUCAUCAGUGGACAGAUCAUGGAAACAGAAAUUAAACAGAGACAUAGAGAAACUAACAGAAGCUAUGAACCAAAUGUACUUAACCGAUACUUAUAGAACAUUUCAUCUUAAAACAAAAGAAUAUACCUUCUCAGUACCUCAUGAUACCUUCUUCAAAAUUCACCAUAUUAUCAGUCACAAAACAGGCCUCAACAGAUACAAGAUUGAAAUAAUCCCAUGCAUCCUAUCAGAUCACCAUGGACUAAGACUGGUUCAAUAACAACAAAAAAGACAGAAAGCCCACAUAUACAUGGAAGUUGAACAAUGCUCUACUCAGUGAUAACUUGGUCAAGGAACAAAUAAAUUAAAGACUUCUUAGAAUUUAAUGAAAAUGAAGGCAGAACAUACACAAACUUUUGGGACAUAAUUAAAGCAGUACUAAGAAAAAAACUCAUAGCUCUGGGUGCCUCCAAAAAGAAACUGGAGAGAGCAUACAUUAGCAGCUUGACAGCACACCUAAAAGCUCUAGAACAAAAAUAAACAAAUACACUCAAAAGGAAUAGAUGACAGGAAAUAAUCAAACUCAGGACUGAAAUCAAGUAAGUAGAAACCAAAAGAACUAUACGAAGAAUCAACAAAACCAGGAGCUGGUUCUUUGAGGAAAUCAACAAGAUAAACCCUUAGCCAGACUAACCAGAGGGCACAGAGACAGUAUCCAAAUUAACAAAAUCAGAAAUGAAAGGGAGACAUAACAGAAUCUGAAGAAAUUCAAAAAAUCAUCAGUUCCUACUACAAAAGCCUAUAUUCAAUAAAACUGGAAAAUCUGGACGAAAUGUCUCAUUUUCUAGACAGAUACCAGGAACCAAAGUUAAAUCAGGAUCAGAUAAACCAUCUAAAGAAAUAGAGCAGUUAUUAAAAUUCUCCCUACCAAAAAGAGUCCUGGACCAGAUGGGUUUAGAAUUCUAUCAGACCUUCAUAGAAGACCUAAUACCAAUACUGUCCAAACUAUUCCACAAAAUAGAAACAGAAGGAGCACUACCGAAUUCCUUCUAAGAAGCCACAAUUAUGUUUAUACGUAAACCACAAGAGACAUAACAAAGAAAGAGAACUUCAGACCAAUUUCCCUUAUGAAUAUUGAUGCAAAAUUACUCAAUAAAAUUCUUGGAAAUCCAAGUACAUUAAAACAGUCAUCCAUCGUGAUCAAGUAGGUUUCAUCCCAGAGAUGCAGGAAUGGUUCAAUAAACAGAAAUCCAUCAUCAUAAUCCAUUACAUAAACUCAAAGGAAAAAAAAUGAUCAUCUAAUUAGAUGCUGAGAAAGCAUUUGACAAAAUUCAACUCCCCUUCAUGAUAAAAGUCUUGGAAAGAUCAGGAAUUCAAGGCCUAUACCUAAAUAUAGUAAAAGCAACAUACAGCAAACCAGAAGCCAACAUCAAACUAAAUGCAAUUUAGUUUAAUUGAAGCAAUCCCACUAAAAUCAGGGACUAGACAAGGCUGACUAUUCUCUCCCUACCUAUUUAAUAUAGUACUCGAAGUCCUAGCCAGAGCAAUCAGACAACAAAAAGAGGUCAAAGGGAUACAAAUUGGAAAGGAAGAAGUCAAAAUAUCACUAUUUGCUGAUGAUAUGAUAGUAUACUUAAGUGACUCCUAAACCCGAUAAACAACUUCAGCAAAGUGGCUGGAUAUAUAAUUAAACAAAUCAGUAGCCUUCUUCUACUCAAAGGAUAAACAACCUGAGAAAGAAAUUAGGUUUUUUCCUAUCGAACCAGGCGGCCUCAGCCGUGAACAAGUGAACAACGCAGAAUGGCCAAGAUCAAGGCUCGGAACCUGCGCGGCAAGAAGGAAGAGCUGUUGAAACAACUGGACGAUCUGAAGGUGGAAAUGUCCCAGCUUCGCGUUGCCAAAAUGACAGAUGGCGCCACGUCCAAGUUCUCUAAGAUAGGAGUAAUAUGCAAAUCCAUCACUUGUGUCCUCACUGUCAUUAAUCAGACUCAAAAGGAAAACCUCAGGAAGUUCUACAAGGGAAAAAAGUACAAGCUCCUGCACCUGCGACCCAAGAAGACGAGAGCCAUGCGCUGCGGGCUCACCAAUCACGAAGAGAAGCCGAAGGCCAAGAAGCAGCAGCGGAAGGACCAUCUGUACCCACUGCGCAAGUACGCAGUCAAGGCCUGAGACUUCGACAAUGACAAUAAACUGUAAGACGACGAGAAAAUAAAAAGAAAUUAGGGAAACCACACCCUUCACAAUAGUCACAAACAAUAAAAAAUACCUUGGAGUGACUCUAAACAAGCAACUGAAAGAUCUGUAUGACAAGAACUUCAAGUCUCUGAAGAAAGAAAUUGAAGGUCUCAGAAGAUGGAAAGAUCUCCCAUGUCAUGGGUUGGCAGGAUUAAUAUAGUAAAACUGGCCAUUUUUCCAAAAGCGAUCUACAGAGCAAUUUGCAAAUUCAUCUGGAAUAACCAAAAACCCAGGAUAGCAAAAACUAUUGCCAACAAUACAAGAACUUCUGGGGAAAUCACCAUCCCUGAAAUUAAGCUAUAUUAUGGAGCAAUAGUGAUAAAAGGAAAAAAAAAAACAACUGUAUGAUAUUGGUACAGAGACAGGCAGGUAGAUCAGUGAAAUAGAAUUGAAGACCCAGAAAUGAACCCACACACCUAUGCUCACUUGAUCUUUGACAAAGGAGUUAAAAUUGUCCAGUGGAAAAAAGACAGCAUUUUCAACAAAUGGUGUUGGUUCAACUGGGGGUCAGCAUGUAGAAGAAUGCAAAUUGACCCAUUCUUAUCACUCUGCAGAAAGCUCAAGUCCAAGGGGAUUAAGGACCUCCACAUAAAACCAGAUACACUCAAACUAAUAGAAGAAAAAGUGGGGAAGAGCCUCAAACACAUGGGCACUGGGGAAAAAUUCCUGAACAGAACACCAAUGGCUUAUGCUCUAAAAUCAAGAAUUGACAAAUGGGGCCUCAUAAAACUGCAAAGUUUCUGUAAGGCAAGAAGACAGCAACCAAGCAGUCAUAACUGAAAACCAGAGCUCAUGGACAGGAAGGAAGAAGGUCAGUUUUAUCCAGUGGGGCUGAGAAAAUCCGUACAUGUUUUGUUUUCCCUGGGUGAUAUGACCAAUCCGAAAUUAUUAAGGUCCUCAACAAGAAGAUGCAAGACUUCAUUAAGGUGUGUCCAGGGAGGUGAGAGGUGACUUACACAAAAAAGCCACUCAAUACAGAAAAUCUGGUGAGUACAGGUGUGGUAUCCUAGUCAACAAAACGUUAGAACCAACAAUGGGCCAUGUGACUCCAAAAGAAGGACAACCAAUUUGAGACAAGGUCUGCAGAAUUUUUAGCUAAAAGUAGAAAUUAUAUGCAUGCUCUCCAGCAAACUCCCCACGGGCCAUGUCAGGUACUACCUAACAUAACCACGUGGCAUUAGCCAUAGUCAUCAUGCAAUAGCAGGAGCCCCACUGCCUAUAUCUCAGUCCAGCAUAAGGACGGUGUGUUGCCCUCAGUAAGAGCAAGUGUAAGAGGGCUGGCCCUGACACUUGUUGCCCACUCGGUGGUAUGGACAAGAAAGGGACACCCUCCUCUGCCCUAGUACCUCACUACCUGCAGGCAUCAUGAGACCUGGCACUGAUGUUACCAGAGCAGAGUGCCCCUGCAUGUCACUUGCUGCAGCAUUCGGGAGGUCAGGCCCUGCACCAUGCCUGAGUAGCACAGUAGAGCCAGCCCUGGUGGUAUGAGUUGUGAAGAGUAGGUCCUGAGGGCCCUGCUUCUUGUCUGGAAGGCACUGGUGAAGAUGAAGGACAGACCGCCCUCCCCUCCCUAAUCCCUUGCUAUCUAUGGCAGCCAUGAAAGCUGGCCCCGUGGUCAUCUGUAACAGAACUGGACAUGCCCCUCACUAGCUGCAAUCCUUGAGAGACUGGGCCUGGCACCUUACCUGGGCAGCAGGGAAGAGCUGGCCCUGUUUUCAGGGAUUUCUGAUUAGGCACUACCCUUGGAGAGUGCAAAAGCUGCCAGGCUGACUUGCACAGAUGUUUCUCAGGCCCAGAUCUGGGGCUAUGAUUUGCCGCACACCAACAUCUAGCCCCCUGAUGAAUUGCUGCAGUAGUACAGGAAGGACCCAGUCCUACCAAUCCUAAUCUCCAGGAUCUCCAAACAUGGGCAUUGGCAAUAACAAGAUUCGGAGAGGUGUCACAGUGAAGCUCCAGUAUUGAUAGAGUGGCAGAAGCCUUAUACCACACCAAAAAGCCAUCAUCAUAAACUUUUGCAAGCAAGAUGGUAUAGGACCCAGUGUUACACACUGAAGCUUCCACAGGAGUUUUAUCCCUUUAGUUGGGGUUUGGUUGCAAGGGUGAAGAGAGUGCACAGGAAAAAAGGGAGAAAUGAGUGGGAUUGAGGUGUGUGAGGUAAACUUCACACACACACACCAAACCAUUAUCAACUUAAACAAGCAAAAAGCAGAACUUCCAAUCCCAAGGCUCAGGGAUCUUUAGGAUGAGAACUAGAAAGACUGUAAAUGCCAAAGUGGUCGAUAACAUCAGGAACACAGCAGGGUUGUUGCAAAUAGAAACUCACAUUGACUGUCGCAGCACAUGAGAACUGAGCAAGCUCACACCAGGAAGAAUCUCAUGAACAGGGAUGUGGGAACAUGGAUAAGACAUCCCACCACAGGGCUGGAGAGAUGGCUCAGCAGUUAAGAGCACCCGACUACUCUUCCAGAGGUCAUGAGUUCAAUUCCCAGCAACCACAUGGUGGCUCACAACCAUCUGUAAUGAGAUCUGAUGCCCUCUUCUGGUGUAUCUGAAGACAGCUACAGUGUACUUAUAUAUAAUAAAUAAAUCUUUAAAAAAAAAAAAAGAAAUCCCACCACAAGGUAAGAGAUGGUUGGCACCUGACAGCUGAUGAGAGGGGGAAAGUCAGUGUUCUCAUGGCAAGCCCUGAGAGGGCAAUGAUAUGCCAAGGCAGACUUCACCAUUGAGAUUUGUUGAGAAGAGAAGGAACAGAAGGAACAAGAUGGGGAGGAAGAAGAGGCGGAAUAGGAGGAUAAGGGAGAGAAGUAGGAAAAGAAUAGAAAGAUGAGGAGGAGGAAGAGAAAGAGGUGGAGGAGGGAGAGGAGGAGGAAGAGGAAGAGGAGUGGAAAACUUCUCGUAGUUGGGUGGUGUUGAGUAUCCAUGUUGUAUAUCCCUUCCCUGAGAGACUGGAACAUUCAUUUAGCAUGGAAGCUCCUUAAAUAGGAAUGUAACAAUUCCAAAUAAUUUCAGGAAGUCCCUGAAACUGAACAGAUUCCCUACAUCUCUCUUUUCCAAGAUGUAAUCAACCUAAGCUGCUCAGUUCCUCUCAGACAAGCCAUGGUACAAGCUCAACUGUGAGACCAGACCAGCCAGCUGCCUGACAGAAGCAGAAAACAGCCAUGCUGCCUGGAUGAGUUUUAGAGCAACCGAGACUUACAACACUCUUCCACCUGUUGAGCUGCUGUCAGGCUGUGCAGUGUGCUCCAGGUUGCAAACUAAGGCAAGCUUGUCACCCAAGUUGGGGAUAGGCUAUGGUGAUGCACCUUUGAGUCAUUUGUGUUCCUCUGAGUCAUCUCCCAUAUUCCCCGUUGGAGUUUAUUCCCACAAAACUCAUUGUAUUACCAAGCAGGACUGGGUGGUAUCCCUACUAUUUUGUUUCCUAUCUGGGGUGGGCAGAUUUAUAUGUUACAUAUGCCCAGGGAAGGUUUUGGAGGGACCCACACAUGUGAGGAGUAGAGAAUGCUCCAUACAGGGCUCAGGAUUAAGAUCAAACCACAAAACCACAUUCAAUGAGUAAAAUGUAAACCCUUUCAUCCCUCAAAGGAGGCUUGAGGUCAGGGAUGGUGAUUCUUUUAUUGUUGAGGAUAGUUUCCACUAUCCUGAAAUUUUUUUGUUAUUUCAAAUGUAUUUGCAAAUUGCUUUCUAAUUCAUAGAGUUAGAAAUUUGAGUUGGAAUUUUGGUGGAGAUUUCAUUGAAUCUGUAGAUUGCUUUUGGCAAAAUGGCCAGUUUUACUAUAUUAAUCCUGCCAAUCCAUGAGCAUGAGAGAUCUUUCCAUCUUCUGAGACCUUCAAUUUCUUUCUUCAGAGACUUGAAGUUCUUGUAAUACAGAUCUUUCAUUUGCUUGGUUAGAGUCACCCCAAGGUAUUUUAUAUUAUUUGUGACUAUUGUGAAGGGUGAAAUUUCCCUAGCUUCUUUCUCAGCCUGUUUAGCCUUUGAGUAGAGGAAGGCUACUGAUUUGUUUGAUUUAAUUUUAUAUUCAGCCACUUUGCUGAAGUUGUUUAUCGGGCUUAGGAAUCGAAAACCCAGAAAUGAACCCACACACCUGUGGUCAUCACUUGAUCUUUGACAAAGGAGCUAAAACCAUCCAGUGGAAAAAAGAUAGCAUUUUGAACAAAUGGUGAUGGUUCAGCUGUAAGUCAGCAUUUAGAAGAAUGUAAAUUGAUCCAUUCUUAUCACCCUGUACAAAGCUCAAUUCCAAGUGGAUCAAGGAUCUCCAUAUAAAACCAGAUGCACUCAAACUAAUAGAAGAAAAAGUAGGGAAGAGCCUCGAACACAUGGGCCCUGGAGAAAAUUUCCUGAACAGAACACCAAUGGCUUAUGCUGUAAGAUUGAGAAUUGAUAAAUGGGACCUCAUAAAAUUGCAAAGUUUCUGUAAGACAAAGACACUGUUAUUAGGACAACAUGGCAACCAGUAGAUUGGGAAAAGAUCUUUACCAAUCCUACAUCUGAUAGAGGGCUAAUAUCCAAUAUACAUACAUAGACAUACAAAGAACUCAAGAAGUUAGACUCCAGGGGCUGGGGAUUUAGCUCAGUGGUAGAGCGCUUACCUAGGAAGCGCAAGGCCCUGGGUUCGGUCCCCAGCUCCGAAAACCGAAAAAAAGAACAAAAAAAAAAAAAAGAAGUUAGACUCCAGAGAAUCAAAUAGCCCUAUUAAAAUGGGUACAGAGAAUUCUCAGCUGAGGAAUAUUGAAUGGCUGAGAAACACCUAAAGAAUUCAACUUCCUUAGUUAUUAGGGAAAUGCAAAUCAAAACAACCAUGAAAUUUCACUUCACACCAGUCAGAAUAGCUAAGAUUAAAAAACCAAGUGACAUCAGAUGUUGGUGAGGAUGUGGAGAAAGAGGAACACUCCUCCAUUGCUGGUGGGAUUGCAAGCUGGUACAACCAUUCUGGAAAUCAGUCUGGCAGUUCCUCAGAAAAUUGGACAUUGAACUGCCUGAGGACCUAGCUAUACCACUCCUGGGCACACAUCCAAAAGAUGCUGCAACAUAUAACAAGGACACAUGCUCCACUAUGUUCAUAGCAGCCUUAUUUAUAAUAUCCAGAAGCUGGAAAGAACCCAGAUGCCCUUCAUCAGAGGAAUGGAUACAGAAAAUGUGGUACAUUUACACAAUGGAAUAUUACUCAGCUAUCAAAAACAAUGACUUUAUGAAAUUCAUAGGCAAGUAGAUGGAACUAGAAAAUAUCUUGAGUGAAGUAAACCAAUUACAAAAUAACACACUUGCACUCACUGAUAGAUAUUAGUCCCAAAGCUCAAAUUACCCAAGAUACACUCCACAGACCACAUGAAGCUCAAGAAGAAAGAAAAUCAAAGCAGAUGCUUCAGUCCUUCUUAGAAGAGGGAACAAAAAAUUCAAGGGAGGAAAUAAGGAGGCAAAGUUUGGAGCACAGACUGAAGGAAUGGCCAUUAAGAGCCUGCACCACCUGGGGAUCCAGCCCAUAUACAUACAGCCACCAAAUCCAGACAAUAUUGCUGAUGCCAAAAAGUGCAGGCUGGCAGGAGCCUGAGCGGCUCUGACAGAGCGUGACAAAUACAGAGGUGAAUGCUAGCAGCAAACCAUUGAACUGAGAACCGGGUCUCCAUUGAAGGAGCUGAAGAGGUUUGUAUCCCCUUAAGAACAAUACCAACCAACCAGAAUUCCCAGGGACUUAACCACCAUCCAAAGAGUACACCUGCACAGACCCAUGACUCCAGCUGCAUAUGUAGCAGAGGAUGGCCUUGUUGGGCACCAAUGGGAUGAGAAGCCUUUGGUCCUGCCAAGGCUGGACCCCCCAGAGU
Molecule: messenger RNA, 8247 nt
Organism: Rattus norvegicus (Norway rat)
Lineage: Eukaryota; Metazoa; Chordata; Mammalia; Rodentia; Muridae
Source: RefSeq, a predicted model, not a curated record